ACCACAAAAACUCAAAAAUCUCAUUCGCUUCUUAAAUCUCUAUUGAGAAGUGAUAAAGAGCAAACCAUGCAAGACUUCGUCUGCGAAACUCGAUGAUGAUCCAUCAAGCUUUUGUUUACCCACGUUUCACUCACCCAGUUUUCACCAGAGGAUUCGGGUCUAAUGGAGAUGUAUUUCCGCAUCAAUCCCGAACAAAAAACCCAAGAGUAGCAUUUUGCGCUUCUGAUGAUCAAAUUGCCAAUUCCAAUUCGAAGAAGACAAGGAAAGUAGUGGAGCAUUUGUGUUUACUCAAAGCGAAAGUGGAUUUAUCUGCUGAGGAAGAAAAAGAUAUGCUCGAUUAUCUUUACACUUCUCAAUAUCAAAUGAGAGGCAUUGUCGCUAUAUCUGUAGGUAGCAUCGAUGAUAGAAACAAUGAAGAUUACACGCACGCUCUCUUCAUGCGAUUCCAGAGGAAGGAAGACCUUGACAAGUUCUAUGAGAACCCUUUCUUCUUGAAAAUUCUCGGUGAACAUGUAACACCAUUCUGCCAUGGGCUAGUUAAUGUAGACUAUGAAUCAGAGGUUGAAGAUGAUAUCCUUUCAAUAUUUCGAAAGGGCGAGGAGUACAACUAUGGCCAAGAGUUUGUUCUUCUGGUUACUUUUGAUAAGAACGCUUCUGGCAAGAACACUAAAGAUGCAAUGGAUUCUUUUGCACAGCUAACUUCAUCUCUUCCAUCAUUAAUUGUUCAGUCCACACAAGGUUCAAACUUUAAUGAUAGCAGUAAGGAAUUCACACAUGCAGCAGUAGUUCGAUUCCGUUCCUUUGAUGCCAUGGAGAUUUUCGUUGAUGGCAGAGAGUAUAAAGAUAUGUGGAGGUCACAAUUUGAGCCGUUUAUCGAAAGAUCAGUAGUUCUUCAUUUCUCUGUGGAUCCCGUGGGUACUGACAUCAUGUGAGACAUAUCCCAAAACAUUUCAACUUAACAUGUAAAGAUUUGGUUGCAGUGCAUUAUCAACAAAGUUGUCUUUAUUACUUUUGAUACAACAAAACUUGUUGAAGUAAGAUUCUUGGUUACAAAAACUAUAUCUGCAGUUAGAACAGACAA
Eutrema salsugineum is the source of this 1081-nucleotide messenger RNA. RefSeq lists its product as uncharacterized. The record is from RefSeq and is a predicted model, not a curated record. The transcript has 9 exons. Lineage: Eukaryota; Viridiplantae; Streptophyta; Magnoliopsida; Brassicales; Brassicaceae. The coding region runs from base 93 to 932 and encodes 279 amino acids.